AUGGCCGUUGCUAGCGCCUGCGCGCAUUCUUUCAAGAUGAUCAAGUCCGACAGCACUCUGAUCCAAUGGACUUGCAACCUCUGCCACUCCGGUCCGCAUUGGUGGAUCUUCGAGUGUCGCUACUGCAAAAUCCACACCUGUCUGCAUCGACUGCCGGUGCAGCCACCGAACCGAGCCCCAAACCACACCAACACCGAAUUCGAGGGCGCUCACCGCGAGGGGCAGAUGCACGAUGGCGACGUGGGGGUUUUGCAUUGGAUGCUCCAGAGGUAUGUUCAAAGACAUGCGCCCACCAUGAAGCUCCUCGUCUCAGAUGGAAGAGAUUUUGGCUGCUUCUGA
Molecule: messenger RNA, 339 nt
Organism: Colletotrichum siamense
Lineage: Eukaryota; Fungi; Ascomycota; Sordariomycetes; Glomerellales; Glomerellaceae
Exons: 2
Coding region: 1-339 (112 amino acids)
Source: RefSeq, a predicted model, not a curated record